Molecule: messenger RNA, 15880 nt
Organism: Monomorium pharaonis (pharaoh ant)
Lineage: Eukaryota; Metazoa; Arthropoda; Insecta; Hymenoptera; Formicidae
Gene: Smr
Exons: 19
Coding region: 3056-11029 (2657 amino acids)
Biological process (GO): regulation of transcription by RNA polymerase II
Source: RefSeq, a predicted model, not a curated record
GCGGCCGCUGCCCGCCCCGAACGCCCUCCGCCAUUCCCCGCGCCCGCCGCCUCACCCGUGAUUCCGCCUUGCUUGCCUGCCAGCCUGCCCGUCCGUCCUUACGUCCGUCCGUCCGCCGUUUGGAUCUAUGGUUGUGUGCGGUGGAUUUCGUGACGUUAACCUGGCGGCCCUGAAAACGCCGUGUGGACCGGCCGCGCCGAUUUUCGUGCCGCAGCAGCGAGACACCGUGUCGUCGUUGUCGACGGGUCGCGAGUGCGCGAGAACGCGAGUGUUUUUUAAUCGCGGUGGCCCGUUGUUGCCGUCGCCGCCGCCGCCGCCACCACCGCCGUCGCAGCCGCAGCCGCAGCCGUCGUCGUCGACGUCGUCGUCGUCGUUACUCGCUAACCCUGCUGCUGCUGCUGCCGACGACGAACGGCUCUACCGGGCCAGGGAAUACAGAGUCGUAUCGAGGGAAUAGCUUGCCGCGGGUAAGAUUGAAUGUGCGCCGCGGGUAGGAGCGACGAGGGAAAGAUGCUCGUUGCCGUCGCGCGUCAUCCUUGUCGUCGUCAUCGUCAUCGUCGUGGCCGCUAGCGAACGUGUCGCGCCACGGGAGACGUCUCACGGCGUCUCGGUAACAGCUUCGCCACGACGAGGUUAACCUGGUGGAUCCAAGAGAGAAGACUUGUGCUCCGUCCCGACUUUGUGCUUCUUUUGUCAAGUGUAUCAUUGCUUCUUCCUUUUUCUCUUUGUCCUUGCACAUUUGUCCAUUCUCUGUCUCUCUCUCUCUCAACCAUUGGCUUUCCCUCUGUUUCUCUCUCUCUCUCUCUCUUUCUCUCUCGUCGAUAUCUGUCUUCUCACUCCCUCGCUCUCUCGCUCCUCCGCUUCUCAUUCUCUCUCUUUUAGGCAAUCACGCGAGUGUGCGUAAUCUCUCAUUUUCUUUCUCACGUACAUCCACGCACCCACACACACACAUACACGCAUACAGCAGCGUGAACUACACGCCACGAAUACGUUCUCUCUCUCUCUCUCUCUCUCUCUCUCUCUCUCUCUCUCUCUCUCUCUCUCUCUCUCUCUCUCUCUCUCUCUCUCUCUCUCUCUCUCUCUCUCUCGCCGUUUCUCGUCCUCCACCCAAUCCGCUCGCUCUUCUCUCUCGCUCCCACGUUCUCUCUCCCGCUUUCCGUGUAUCCUGCUUAUUCUUCGUUCAGGAUAAAACGGGAUAAGGAUUAAGAGGAAAGGAAGAAAAAAAGAGGAGCGGCCUCUCGUUACGACGACGAUGACGACGACAACGUGAAACGUGGUGCUGCCUACGGCCGCACCUGCGUCCGAAAGUAGAAAACUGCCCAAAAGUUACCAAGCUGCCGCGAUACAGUGCCCCGCCGUGCAGUGUGUACAGUGAAAUAACGAGGCGUCUAUUCCUACAAGCGAGAAUCGCCGUCGCCGUCGUCGCCGUGGCGGUCUUUGGGGAACAACGCCGCGACGCUAUGCGCCGUUUCGCGUCGUGUCGCGUCGCGUUGCGUCGCGCCGCAGUAUGUGACCGCGUUUGCCUCGAUCACAUUCGCGUGCACGUUCGCGUGUUCAUAUUCUAAAUCCUUAUCGUACGUGCUCUCCUGGCGUUUCAUCGUUCGUUCUUCGCUCGCUCGCUCGCUCGUUCGCUCGCUCGUUCGCUCGUUCGUUCGUCGCGCCGAUCUCGAAUUAGCUGCCGAUGACACUCGGUGUGCCGCCGAGAUCGUUGUGUGCCGACUCGCGCAAAGGUGUCGCGAUUACCGACCGAGUGCACGCGACGCUAUCACGCCCGUGUCCCGUUCCUCCGUGAACGUGAUGCACCGUCGAGCAGGCUGCCCGGUGGUGCCGGUGCCCCUUCACCCCCGAGUUCGGCCCCGCGCUCUUCCACCGAACCCCGUUCGGUGCCUGUGUGCCCGCCGCUCGUCCGCCCCGUCGACGGAGUCAUCAUCAUCAUCAUCAUCGUCAACGUCGUCGCCGUCGCCGCCUCUCUCAGUGUGCUUCUCAGUGAUGUACCGCGUGUGACCGACGCGGUGGCCCCCCGUCGUAUCGCAACGUAUCUUUGUGCCAGGAGCGUCGCAAAAGUAUCCCGAAAAUAACGGGGCCUAUUAAUAGGAGAUAUCUCUCGGCGUGGCGGCCGCUCCGCGUGUGAACUUGAAGAUUAAGCGAGAGGAGAACAGAAGAGAGGAGAGGCAGAGCGACCGACCGACCGACCGACCGACGUUCGCUACGAUUGUUGCUGCUGUCGAAAGAGAAGGAUUCUCGGUCACCGGGGUCGACACUCGACGUCUCGGAUGGAAACGACGGCAAGAAGAAACAAACGAAGAGGCGGCGGCACGCAAAGGAGAUCGCAGCGGAAGCGGCGACACGAGGAAGAGGCGGCGAAACACAACACGAGGACACAAGAGGAGGAAGAGACGUGAGUUUCGGCGAUUCUACGCGGGCAGGGUGCACCGUGUGUCUGUGUGUGCGUGCAUGUGUGUGCGUCGCGGUACCGCGUGACAGUGCACGUGGACGGAGCGCGCGUGUGUGAGACAGUGCGCGCGGUGCAGUGCGACAGGCAACGAGGGAAGGGAGCAAGAGGAGGAGGAGGAGGAGGAGGAGGAGAGGAAGAAAGAGAAGGUGCGACGCGACGAGAGAAGGUGAAGGAGAAAAGAGAAUACAGGAAGCGAGGAGGCGACUUUUCCGCGCGAGCGAGCGCGCGCGCGCGCACGCUCGCCGACGCCAGGAGUAUGCUGUGGGGUGACGUCGCGGCGUCGCGGAUUUCACGGAUCGAUCGGCCGAUCGAAUUCUCUAAAUAGGGAUAUAAUACGCGCCGCGCGCCCCCACACCCCCCACCCUACGGCGUCUGUGUGUGCGUGCGUGUGUGCGUGUGCGUGUACCAUAUGUGUACGGGCGCGCGCGUGUGCGUCGUAACUGCUGCACGGAGGAAGAAGAAGAGGAAUCGUCGUCCCCGCCCGGCCGGUGAAUCGAAUCGCCGCGCCGGUGGAUCGACCGCCGCCCGCCGCGGGAAAACUCGAGACCCGGUUCGCUUUCCACGGCUGACGUCAUUACCGUUCACAAUGCGCUAGGGGUGAUGGAGACAGUGGGCAAGCAAGUUCAGGUAGUGAGUGGACUGGGGGUGGGGGGUCCAGUGGGCCCUGUGGGCCCAGUGGGGGGAGAUCUGCAUCACCAUCAUCAUCCACACCCGCACGCCCAUCCUCCGCACCCGCACUCCCACCCCCACGGUCACCCCCAUGGGUCUCAUGGCCACUCGCUCGCGACGUCGAACCCCGGCAGAGGUCAGCCUCAACCACCAACCUCGCAUAACCAGCACGUUCCUGCGAGGUCCACUUCAGUACAGCUGCACAGACCGACGCAGAGCUAUGCCAACAUCAAGAGCAGUAGCCCGGUAUCACCGAGGACGAUAGGAACGGGAGCGACGUACGUGCAGGGCGGUGCGGCCGCGUCGUCCGCGGCGGCGGCUGCUGCGGCGGCCGCUGCGACCGCGGGUGGCCCCGCCGUUGCAGCCGGUGGAAUUACCGCGACGAGUAGCAGCGGUCUGGUUGGUGUUUCGAACGUUUUAUCCUCUGCAACGGGAGGAGGCGGCGGCGGCGGCGGCGGCGGCGGCAGCGGCGGCGGUGGCGGCGGCGUGAACAAUAGCGGCACGAACAACAGCGGUGCGAGCAACAUCGGUAGCGGCGGCGGCGGUGGUGGCGGCAGCGGCGGCGGCGGCGGCGGUGGUGGUGGCGGCGGUGGCGGCGGUGGCAAUAGCAACAGCAGUGGCGGCGGCGGCGGCGGCAGCGGUGGUGGCGGCGGUGCUGGCGGAGGAGGAGGAGGUGGUGCUGGUGGUGCUGGCGGUGCCGGGGGUGCCGCUUCUUAUGUCACCGUGCCGAUGCUCCGCUACAUUCAUUCCUACCCUCCGACUUCGGGGUCGUCGCCGGCGGUAACGGCGGUCGUCACCACCGCACCGUCGCUGGCUGCACCCGUCGUGCCUGUGCCCGUGCCUGCGCCCGUACCUGUGGCCGUUUCCGCACCACCUCACAGUCAGCCUACCGUCAUCGCCAGCCAAACGCCGCCGCCGCCACUCACCGGGACUACCUACGCCGCGAGAGACGCGUAUCGUGCCGGCACUACGAACGUAAACGAGAGGCUCGCCAUCAAUGUGAACAGCAGUCCUCUGUCGCAAGUUGGUGGCGUUGGGGUAGUGUCCGCGGCGGAAUACAGCGGCAUGGGUGCCGGUGGCAGAGGUGAUCGGCAGAGGAUAUCCCUCUUGCCGCCUGUCGGCUCUUCGGUAACGUCUAUACCAUCGCCUUCUGCCGCCGCCGCAUCGGACUAUCAACAACAUGCGGCGGCGGCAAGGAACCCGCCGCGAGUAGGCCUCAUGCCCGUCCAGCCUGAUCAGUAUUGCAGUCGCACCCCCGUCGACAUGUCCAGUCUGCAGCAGGAUGCGCCACCCUUCAAAAAGAUCCGUUUGGGAUCGCAUCAGCAGGUCCAGCAGCUGCAGUCGCAAUCUCAGCCGCGCUGCUUGUCGCCCGCGGACCCAUGCGGAGCCAAGCAGGAACAACAGCAACAUGUCGUACAGCUGCAACAGCCACUUAGGAUAGACACCAGGGAGCAGCCUGCCGUGGGAGCGUAUACGCCACAAACGGAAGCUAUUUCGCCUACGCUUCCAGAGCCGAAUACGCAAGAGGAUGCACAAUAUAGAAGUACGAAGGACGAUCUUUUGCAGCAAAUUGGCAAGGUCGACAGGGAGAUCGCUAAAAGGGAGAAUCAAUUGAAUAUGUUGCGGAAGAGGUUAAAAGAACUAGAAGAAACAGCGAAUAAACCUCUCGAGGUAAAGGAUACUGAGGAACAGUCACAGCAACCAAAGCAUCAGUCGAUGGCGCAAAAGGUCUACGCUGAGAACAGGAGAAAGGCAGAAGAAGCUCAUAGACUCUUAGAAAGACUGGGCCCCAAAGUAGAACUACCUUUGUAUAAUCAACCGUCGGAUACAAGCGUGUACCAAGAUAAUCGUACACGGCAUCAAACAUGUAUACGAGCCAGACUUAUAACUAGGCUUCGGAGAGAACAUGCCGAGCGUGCGUCCCUUCAUCGGCAGCAAUCACAAACAUACGCCAUUUUAGUUCAAGAAUGGCAUCGUAAGGUGGAACGGCUGGAGGCAACGCAAAAAAGAAAAUCGAAGGAGACAAAGAAUCGCGAGUUCUUCGAGAAGGUGUUCCCCGAGUUGCGAAAACAGAGGGAAGACAAGGAACGUUUUAACAGAGUUGGUGCUCGCAUCAAGAGUGAAGCCGAUCUUGAAGAGAUAAUGGACGGUCUACAAGAACAAGAGGAAGAAACAUUGCAAGAUUUAAAAAAUUCCAUUAAAGCUCGUCAGAUGGAGGAUAAAAAGAUGCGUUCAUAUGCAGUCAUACCGCCUCUGUUGUUGGACGCGAAGCAACGAAGAAUCGCAUUUCAGAAUCGAAAUGGAUUGCUUCAACCAGAGGAAUUAGAAGCUCUUCAUAGUGAACGUAAAUUGAUCAAUGUAUGGAGUUCGGUGGAACAUGAAUUAUUUAAGGAAAAAUAUCUUCAGCACCCUAAGAACUAUGGAGUGAUAGCUCAAUCGUUAGAACAUAAGUGCGUUCCAGAUUGUGUACAUCACUACUACCUCACUAAAAAAGCAGAAAAUUAUAAACAACUUCUACGAAAAUCGCGUCAACGGACACGUAGCUCUCGGAACAAUCCAAAUAACAAAGUAAAUAAUACGAGCUCGACUAUCGGACCUAUAGAUAUUUUAACGACAGGCGUAACGACAAGAUUACAGCGAGAACAGCAACAGAAAACUCAAGAGAAUCCUCAGAAUAGUUCGUCAACGGCUACGUCUACAUCUACAACGAGCACCACGGUAACAUCGAGCGUAUCGUCAACAACUGUCGGAACCACGACAGUGACGACGACAACGACUCCUUUGAGCUCGAUAGCGUCGGGCGUUAGCGUAACGACGGAUUCUGUAACGGCAUCAACGACAACGACAACGACAUCUGUCCUGAACACCACCGCGACGUCGAGUGUCUCAACGACGUCGACAACGUCCAGCGCGAAGGAUUCCAGGGACGCGAGUAAAGAGAAUAAGGAGAAUAAAGUCGAUUCGAAGGAAUCUCAUCUUGUAAAGAUAGAACCGAAAGAAGAGCCACAAUCGGAUUCAGCAUCGGGGAAGGACAUUAAAGUAAUAAUGGAAGGGAAAGGCGCGUUAUCAUCAUCCGCGUCUUCGUUGAACAACGCGACGAAUGUUUCGACCAUCCAGUCAGACUUCAAGGAAUCAAGUAAAAAGAAACUAGGCAAUGGUGCUAAUGUGGCAGCUAGUGGUAGAAUAAAAGAUAAGAAGAAGGAGAAUCAUACUCCUAUGGAGACCAGUGACGAGGAGACACCGUCGAUCGACGUCAUCGAGGGUGGCAGGCAGAUAGGACCUCACGCUUGCACGGUGUGCCAAAGCGUCGUCGAGGGAAGCGCGCAUAGCCGCGCGUUACCGCGUAGCCAGGCGUCGCAGUACGGUCUACGGGAGGAUCAAGUGCCGCCUGGUGCGCGCGUCUGCAACACCUGCCGCUGCAAGGCCGUUCGAGGACGUUACACCGCCUGUCCGCUGCCAGGCUGUCCGAACCUGAGCAGCUCCAAGUCGAGAGUAAAGCGGCUGAGAGCAUUGCCCUCUAAGUGGCUUGACCUGCCACCGGAGAUCCGGGAACCAAUCGCUCAAGAAUUCCAAAUACCGAAUAGCGCGACGAAAUGUUGCUCGGCCUGCUUCAGUCGCAUAUCGCGUCGUUUAGCGCCGCAUCUUGCGGGCAGUGCCGAAGCGUCCGAGGAGGGGGCUGAUGCGUUGUCGCGCCAAUGGACGGACGAGGAGCUCGAGCAACUUCGCAGAGCACUUCGGGAACACGGCACCAAUUGGCCAAAGGUCGCCGAGCAAAUACCCGGCAAGACAAACCAUCAAUGUAAAAACUAUUACUUUGCUUAUCGAAAGAAACUGAGUCUCGAUCAGGUCGUGGCCGAAUAUUACGCUUCAUUGGGCGAAGAACGGAGACCGUGUUUGACUGACGAAGAGGAAAGCGGCAGUAGUACUAGCAGCUGCGACGAGUUAGCUGUUCACGAUUCGAGUGACACAGCCAGUGCAGGAAGUCCAGCAACGACUAUGACAGGCAGUAACGCGGCGUCGAGUGGUACUGCGGCGACGUCGGCGAUGACUUUCCAACGGUCCACCGAUCAGAAACUUGGUGAUAAACUCUCGGAAAUAGCCGUGGUAUCACUCGUGCCACCUGGAUCAUCUCACCAGUCUUCCAGUAGCGGAACUGCUACCGCUACAUCCGGUGGCAGGGAGGAUUACGAUAGUUCUGCCACGGAGACAGCGGACGAAGGUCAGGGUGGUGCUGACUUGGAUAAUGGCAGUGUUGUGGUGACUCUGACAUCUUCCAGCAAUAGUUCGACAUCGUUGCAACAACAGAGUCAACAACAGAGCCAACAUCCGCAGCCACCACCAAUUCAUUCGCCACCUUCGACGACAAGUUCCAAUUCCAAUCCGCUCACUGUCAAAGAUCUCAUGCUUGGAGUCAUCGAGAUGCAAUUAAAACGUAAUCCCAACAGUCCAGCCGACGGUAGUUCGUCAGCACCCAAUAGCUCUGGCACUCCGACGAUAUCUAGUAUCUUGAAAACAGAUCAUCGUAACGACAUAACAUAUGUCCGUGGCUACAAAUCGUCAUCAAAUAUGGCGAACACUACGUUGACUAAUAGAGAUUCAAAUCUAGCAACGCUCUCUGUAGUCUCGGGAUCUCAUCAUGGUCAUCGUUCUGCUCCUAGUCCGCAACAAAUUGGCCAGAUGCAGGCUACUAUUACUCCUUGCCCGCCAUCUGUACCGAGUAGUCAAGCUGCGUCAUCCGAUUUGCUACCUAAGGAAGGUUUGGUCGUCAUGCAAGUGCAACAAGCGCUUCGAGAAACGGAAGGAACAUUGGAUUUGAGUAUCAAAAAACCAAGACAAGAUUACAAUCAUUCGAUGCAGCUUCAUAAGCCGCCGACGGUCACGCUCUAUCGGCCGGAACCACCGCCGGGGGCGUAUUAUCAUCCUCACACACCUCAUCCCGAGCAAGGACGUGGCGCGAAGAGUCCAUUGAUUUAUGCUUCGUCACCGCGACCGCAAGCACCCAUUACGCCCAAGAUGAACAAAGUCACCGUACCACCGCCUCAUCCUAAGUUAUCACCAAAAUUGAGCAGCAUGGGUACGCCAAGUCACAAAAGUGGUUCUAUCACCCAUGGUACGCCAGUAUCCACAACGCGUUAUGAAGGCCUGUUGCGGCAAAUGACGCCACCUGGUAAUCCCUCGGUUACUGGUGCCGCUCCGAACGCUAGUGAACGAGGUGGCGGCGGUGCUAUCAACGCCGGUUCCGCUGGCCCAGGGACGCCAAAAGAUACAAGUGGUUCGAUCACUCAGGGUACACCGGUGCUUCCGUUUGCGGUAGACAAACGCGGCGCGCCUAUGUACGAUUAUCAUCGUACCAUCCGACAUUCGCCUGUUACGGGCAGUGGCAAUGUGCCACCACCGGGACAGUGUCCGACGAGCCAGGCGGCAUCGCCAGCCGUGGUAGUGAGCCACGGCAGCAGCCAGUACAAUUCUUAUUCUGCCUCUGGACGACCACCACCCAGUUACACAAUGGAGCAACAGUUAUCCAGUCGGCAGAUUAUCAUGAAUGAUUAUAUUACGAGUCAACAGAUGCAUGCUCGUGCUCGUAGCGGUAGUAGUUCUGGUGCUGCUGUCGCUGCUGAGACAACCAAUAAGAGCGAGCCGCCACCGCCACCAUCGUCCACCCUCUACUAUACCAGCACGCCUCCCCCAUCACAAACGCAUACGCAACCGCGGCAAGGUGUCAUCCAGAGGCACAAUACGCAGAAGCAAAUGCAUUAUCCACCACCGCCACCUGGUCUAGAGGCGUUCUCCAGUUUAGUGGAUGUGGCAGUACAGCAACCCAGUCUUCCGGUGCCACAUCCGCACGGUCAUCCAGCUGCAUCCAGUAGUGGUGGUCACGAAGGGCUCGGCAAGACGAUGGCGGAUCGUUUGUUGGCCGAUCGUCAACAUUACGACAAUAAUCGGGCUUUUCAUCAAGAAAUGCGGAUGCAGGAACAUCGUAUGGCGGCAAUGCAAGCUGUAGAACACAGAUUAGCAGCAGCGGCUGUGGCAGCGCAUCAUCAACGCGAUCGAGAUAGAGAACGCGAUCUCGUUCAUCUGAGAGAAAAGGAGGAACACCGUUUGCAUCGUGAAAAAGAAUUGCAGCAGCAACUGGAACACCGUCUUGCGGUGCAGCAACAUCAUCAACGUGAAAAAGAUCUUCAGCAACAAGAGCAUCGUCUUGCGCAGCAGCGGGAAAAGGACAUGCAUGUCGAGCAUGCUCGUUUAUCCGUACAACAAGUCCGAGAGAAGGAUAUUCAACACGAGCAUCGGCUUAGCGUACAUCAGCAGCGGGAAAAAGAGAUACACCAGCAAAUGGUGGCAGCUGCUGCGCAACGUGAGAAGGAGCACGAACAUCGAUUGGCUGUACAGCAGCAACGCGAGAAGGAGAUGCAACAGCAGGAACAGCGACUUGCUAUGCAGCAACAGCAUGAGAAGGAGCAUGCCGAACGACGUCUAGCUAUGCAACAAGCGCAUCGCGAAAGGGAUCUAGCACAUCUCCAUCAACAACAGCAACAGCAACAACAGCAGAUUCAGCAGCAUAUUCAGCAACAACGUUUGGAGGCCGAGAGAAGACACAUUGCGCAAUACAGAGAUCUGUACAGAGAUCAACAACAACAGCAAAUUGACAGAGAUUCGUCGAGACUAACAAGCCUCGGAUUCUCCUCACAGUCCUCUAGGCUUCAGCAAUCUCAGCAAUCUCAACAGCAACAGUCGACGUCAUCGUCAUCGUCGCGACAGAGUCAGUCCUCCAGUCAGCAGAACGAUUCGUCGACUCUUACAGCCGCCAGUCUGAUUGAUGCUAUCAUCACUCAUCAGAUUAAUCAGAGUGCCGAUAAUCCUAGUGCUAGUGGAUCCUCAGCUAAUCAGCCAGUACGUGCUGGCGAUCGUCUUUUUCAGGGAUUUCAUCGUGAAGCUCAACAAGAACCUAAUGGCAUAGCUCACAGUCCCGCUGGUGAAGGCAGCGGCGGUGGAAGUGGUGGAAGCGGCAAUGGAAGUGGCAGUAACAAAGCGAUCACUCUCGGCGAGCAUGUUGAUCAUAUUGUUUCUAAAGAUUAUGGCCCGCCACAUUCGUCGUAUAGAUACGGAUUUCAAGUUACCGAUAAGAGACGAAAAUAUAAUGAGCCCGACUCUGUGAAGACCGGGGAUGAGCGUCAAAUAAUACGCGUUGCGCAACAGCAGCAGACGCAGCAGCAACAGCAACAUCAGUCAUCGGGAAAACAGCAAUAUCAUUCGGUCGAGCCGGUCUCGCCACCGGAGGCAACUACCAAUCAUUAUGAACGUCGCUUCUAUGAAUCGAGCACUGCCACAUCCACUUCCGGAACUCCCUCCAACAAGUCGCAUUUGUUCGAUUACGUGAAGAAUAGAAUCGUCGAGUGUAUGCGCACUGCGGACGAUAAGACGGGUGGUGGCGGCAGUGAUGGUGGUGUGAGCUCCGACAGAAAUGGAGGCGGUAAUUCCGUUAUAUCAGAGAAGGAUGAAAAGGGAGCUAGUGCGGGAAGUGUGGAGAGAAGCCCAUCGAGUGGUGGUGGCGGUAGCGGAAGUAGUGGCGGCAGCGGCGGUGGCAGUGGCGGCAGUGGCAGCGGCAGCGGUAGCGGCAGCAACGGAAACAGUGGCGGCGGCGGCAAUAGCAGCGGAAACAAUGAGAUGGUAGUUGACGAUGCAAGUGGACCGAAUCCAACCUCUCGUGAACAACCACCGCCGCCUACGCCCGCAGCUACCACUACGUUCUAUCCGUUUAGCGCGUUAGGGGUACACACGGGACCACCGCCGGCCCCGCCACCUGCCACAGCCACAACUGCUUCUGUGACAAAAUCGGAACAGAUGCAGGCCGAGCCGGCACCAUUGCUCUCCUCGCAAUACGAGCCGCUUUCGGACGAGGAUUGAUAGUCCUCUAUGACUGCUCAGCGUUAUAACUGUUCUUACGCUAAACUGGCAUACGCUAGCACGACGAUGCACGGCAAUUAUGAAUGCAAAGAAAUGCUGUGGCACACGUCUUUUUAGGAUACUCGCAGAUGAUCAUCGAUUAAAAUAAUGAUUCAUUGUAUUGGACGAUUUAUCGACGCUUUAUGGGCAAUCAGAAGCCACACUGCGUUCUUGUCGCCAAAUCCUAAUAUAAUUUAAGAGACUUCUUUUUUUAUAUAUACGCAUAUAUACCCAUAUAUAUAUGUAUGUAUAUGUAUAUAUGCAUAUGUAGAUAUAUAUAUAAAUAUGAGAAUUUGCGAUCUCCGGCGAGGUAAGUGGAGAAAUAUGUUUUAAAGUCUCACACAUGUUGUUUUACAAACUCUUUGUAAUUGUAUUUUUAGUCAAACAUCAUUCCCGCGUUACGUAAAAAGAGGUAAACACUAACGAAACGAAUACUUGAUUUUAUUUGCCUUCUCGCGGUGUUGCGCUGACUUUCAGUUAAAUACAUAGCGACGAAUAGUUUUAUCUAAUAAUUAGUUAUUUGCGAUGUAUAAUUUAUAAUGCCGAUAUGGACAUUAAAGUUAUCUGUAUAAAUAUAUAUGUAUAUGUACGUGAACGUGAAAAAACCGAUUACAUUUGACCGCCGUGAUUUGGAUGGGCUCCUUUUUUAAAAUCCGUGAGUUAAUUGUAUAGGUUCGAAUUUUAGUUUAGCGAAAUUUUAUGAACGUGAUAGUUUCAAAAAAAGAAAUUAUUACAUAUAUUAAAUAACAUAUACUCGCCUAUACAUAUACAUAUUUUUCACCUUUAGGUUUUUCGAUACUCGCAGAUGUAUAUGUGUAUGUUAGCGUUUCAUUUAGCAAAGGAAAUAAACCUGGAUCGGCACUCAAUAUAUUCAUUCUAUUUCAUAUAUAUAUAUAUAUAUAUAUAUAUGAAUAUAUACAUGUAUGAAAUAUAUAUAUAUACUAAUAUACCGAGUGCGCGAAACUUUAGUCGUUCAAUCGAGGUGAAUUAUUAUUUUUUAUGUUGACUUGGGCUUUAUUAGUCCGCAAAAAGACGUCGGUAUACGCGCAAGCAUUUGAUCUGUGAAACAUCUAGGUCUAUAUAUGUAUAUCCCAUAUGUUCACAAUACAGACGCUUCUUUUGUACAUAAUUGGAAAAAAAAUAUAUCUAAUCGUUAAGCGGUAAUAUACAACGCUGAUGAGGGCGUGCGUGUUUUUAUUUGGAAUGAGUCUGUGAUGUAUCUGGGAUUAAUAGGUUCAACUGUGUUACAUACCAGUGCAAAACAUAGCCUGUAGUUCGAAUUGAAGAUGAGAGAAAGAGAGAGAGAGAGAGAGAGAGAGAGGGGGAGAGAAGAGAAGCGCGAAAUAUGUCGAGGAAAAUACCGUAUUCUAACACGGGUGAAUAAAUUGAGAUAUCCUGGCGACGAGAAUCAACUUUCGACGAUCGUUUUCAUCUUGGUGAGGUGGGUUUAAAAAAACAAAAAAUUGUAACACAAAGUGUGUUGUACAUAGCAUAUAGUACAUAUUAAUUUCUAAGUUGAACAAGUAAUAUGGCUAGAUAAUCCGUACACGCUAUUAUAUAAGGAGUUUAGGUUUAGAAAUAAAAUCGACGUAGCCAGCAUUUAGGAGUUUAAACAGCCACGAUUUUAGGAGAAGAAACUCUCCCGGACUUACUUAUUAAAAUAAAUAAUGGCAAAACAAACAUGCAAGCGAUUAAAUUGAUGGAAUUAUCAUUCGCGAAGCGAAAUUGAAUGUAGAUUUAUUUUAUCUGUUUCAAACAAAUCUGAAAGAAUGUGAGAGAGAAAGAGAGAGAGAGAGAGAGAAAGAGAGACGGACAGAAUGAAAGAACGCUCUAUCACUUACACGCACAACACACACGACAUAUACACGUAUACAUGCAUACUUUUUAUACAGCCUAAUUUUAUAUUUAUAGCUUCAACUAUUUUGCGAUCUGCGCCUCGUUUCUUCGUCAUCGUGACACUCGAAUUCUUCAAACGUCAUGGCGAGAGUUGCUUCUUUCAAUCACUGAGUCGCCACUUCUGCCAGAUUGCGUCUCAAUUAUAUAUAUAUAUAUAUAUAUUCCCUGUCGUUUUUCGGACGACUAUUAAGACUACAGAGAUUUGCUGUACAAAGAUGACUGCCUCCAUUCGCAUGCCAGCGAUCAGACGAUUAGCCCUCGUUCAUUUGUAUUUUCACUUACCAUCUUCGAUACAGCAAGUGUAUCCUCGUUACAUUAUUCACUUUUUAACUUAUUAUUUUCUUAACACUUUCCAUAACAAGCGUCCUGAUUCGAAGGGUAAUUCGUCGAUUCUUUUAUUCUUCACAUGAAACAAUUAAAUUAAAUCAUGUAAUAUAACUAUACAAAUGAGUAAACACGCUUAAGCUAAAAGCUAAAAGAAUUGUACAUAAAAUACACUUAAAAAAUUAUAUUUUAAUUAUAUAUAAUGUAAUAACAAUUAUUACAUUAUAUAUAAUUAUAUAAUAAAUUAUCUUUUUUCAUUUUUUUUACUGUUUAAAAUACGCAGAUUAUUGUGUAUUUUUACAGUUUGAAAACAACAGCUCAGUAAUGUAGCACUGAGGAUUUAAUUAAAACGAUUUAACUACUUAUCAUAAUUAUAUAAGCUAAGUAUUUGUUUCAUUUCACGAUCGAUUUUAUGUGAUGUAGUUUAAUUGUUUUUCGAUCUUAAAUAAUGAAGAGAAUCGACGAGUCUCGCGGAACAUUGCGCCCCGUCACAGAGACGCCGCACCUCCAAGGAUUCUUCAUUGUACAAAACAUAACUUGUUGAGCUCCUGAAAAAAAAACCGUCGAAUGCUUCCAGAGUAUAAGUGGAGUUGAAAUAUAUAGAUCGUAUAGAUAUAUGCACAUACAGAUACACGUGUACACACAUACAGAAGCGAAUUAAUCUAGUUAGCCCGAGGUAUGCAUAACAUUUGCAAACAUAACAGCAACAUGACAGCCGUGACUCCGAUCUUCGUACUUCGAGGAUUGUCCCCGGCGUCACGUUUUUCCUCCUCGUUUAGUACCUGAGCGACACACAGAGCCCGCGUUUACCCCGCGAUCGCCCCGUAAUGAAGCGCGAGAGUGGUGCAGGAUGGUCCAAGCACAGACAUGAGGGAAAAUGAAAGAACGUUUUAUUCAUAUUUCUGAGGUACGCCUAAAGAAUAAGAUGUUGCGAGAAAACUCGGUGUGUACUCUUUCGAAUGGUUUUUUAUUAUCAUAUCUCGCGUCUGUUACAUUCAUUUGUUUAUAUCUCGUUUGAUUAAAAUAAAUAAACUUGCAAAUACUCGUCGCGAGUUCUGGAGAGACCGCACCAUUCGGAAUAAGGAUUAUUCGCGCGAUCGAGGUACACCUCUUGACCUCGGGAGCAACUUUAAACACACGUGUGAGACGGGUGUCGUGCGUGUACAUAUAAAGCGCAAAACGUACAGGACAAACACAUAUACAUACACAUGCAGAGGAUAGUUAUGACUUAAAACCCCCGCUCUGUUGAAGAGGAGAAAAAAAAAUCGGCGUGUACAUAUGAUAUGCGACACUUAGCGAAUAUACACGAAACUCCCUUUUGUUGGUGCGUAUCUAGAGAAGAUCUUCAGGGUGUCGAGUUUUUCGUACGGGUCGAUUAUUCGCAGGCGAUUUUCGCGUUUUUCCCAAACAGGGAAAAUAUUCCUCUGCGAGAGGAAUAUUCGAAAAAUUCACAAUCGGUAUAUACAACAGUGAUCUAAUCUACUUUUUUCAAGCGCUCGAGGAAAUUUUAUAGCACAAUGAAAAAAUUGAUUCCUUUUUUCUUGUAAAAAAUUAUGUUUUGUAUCACUAAUAUAUAUAUAUAUGAAAUUUAUUAAAAAUGUCGAAAUUAUUUCUUGUUUAUUAUAUUCAGCUUUAUUAUACUGUACAUGUAAUUAGUUUUCGAAAUAUGUAAAUAUAAUAUAAUAAAAGUUAAAGAAUUAAAGUUGACGUUCGAUAGUGAAUCGUAAUAGUGACUCAAAGUUUAGAAAAUAAAACUUCCUUUGACAAGUGUUUGAGAAGAGAAAAAUGAUUUAGAUAACUGUUGCUGUGAAGUCUUCGGUUGCAUUUGAUUCGAGGGAAAUCGUCUGUGCGUAAGCAAUCUCAGGUACGAUAUGGUACUGUAACACAAUAGAUGUAAGAAGAAAAGAGAAUGAAACACCGACGGGGGCAUCUCUUCCUUGAAAAUUAGAGAAAGAAAGAGACAGACGCAUUUUUCGCAGCAAAAAAAAAGGCAAAGCAAACUUUAUCGCUGCAGCUACUGUACGAGUAUCAUCUAGAUUAAAAAUUUAGGCGACGUAAAGCGAACGUCACAUGUAUAUGUACCUAGACUCAUUUGUAACAUGUCGAGGAAAGAUGCUAGACUAAUUUGUUCGGUGUGUCUAUCGUUCGAUCCCUACGACGUACGCGGAAGACGACAAACCUGUACAUAGUGAUAUGAUAACGCUGAGGUACACACAGCUCCCUCCCGAUUGUUGUAUCAUAAUAACAUAUAAUAUAAAUAUUAAUAAAAAAAUAAUAAUAAACGCAUACGGCGCGAUCGCAGAAUUGUCAAGCUAGGGUAAAAGAAAAAAAAAGAAAAGGAGAAAGAGAGAAAGACGAUGAAAAAAAGAAGUGAAAGACUCUAUUUACGAAACGUGAUUAUUAUCCACGAAACACGCUCUGUUAAUGCGACUAAUUACAAAACAAAGUAACUGAAAAUUAAUUAUAGCGAGCGAGAGCAUACCACGCCUACAGUAAAACUACAGAUGUAGCAUACACGAUAAUAUUAUUAUCAAAACAGUUCAAUGUAAAUUGUUAUUUUUGUUGAAAUAAAAAUCACCUCCGUUAUAAUAA